Gadus macrocephalus (Pacific cod) is the source of this 3943-nucleotide messenger RNA. RefSeq names its product ribosomal protein S6 kinase, polypeptide 3b (gene rps6ka3b). The record is from RefSeq and is a predicted model, not a curated record. Lineage: Eukaryota; Metazoa; Chordata; Actinopteri; Gadiformes; Gadidae. Gene Ontology annotation, molecular function: ribosomal protein S6 kinase activity; ATP binding; magnesium ion binding. Gene Ontology annotation, biological process: intracellular signal transduction; protein phosphorylation.
ACCCCCUCCCCCCCGUCCCCCCCGUCGCUGGGUAUCCCCUCACAUUGAGUCACACACACACACACACACACCCAUAAACCAACACACACACACACGCAGCGAGAGAGGGCAGUCGUGGACCAAUGCCUGAGCAGCACGUACAGGAAGAGUGUUUGGCAUGCAGAUAAACAGACACACGCUCUCACACACGCUAACACUCCCUGACACGGCGCGACCCACAAGCGUGAACCGGCCUCCACUCGGGACGCAGCUAGACACACAAACACACACACACACAGGCAAUAGAGAUGACACACGCGCGGGGAGGCAUCGCGGAGCCCAAGGCGGUGUGUGUGUCCCUGGUGGCCCUGGCCAGGGAGCUGAGGACCAGGCUGAAGGCGCUCAGGCUCGGGGGGCCGCCGUCGGACAAGCACUCCCCCGAGCGGGACCCGCGGCGGGGGCCCUGGGACCCUCCCAACCCCCGGGGCAGGGCUCUGGGGACCGGGUGCACUCUAGGGAGCGAUGGGGCCGGGGGCGGGGCCGGGACGGGGGCGAGGGCGCCAUGGGGUCUGCCCGGGGUCUUUAGGAGGACCAGAGGGAGAAGAACACCAAAGACAGAGACACCCAGAGUAGCUGACGUAGGAAUGGAACACACUUCCUGUGGCUCUUGGCAACCGUCGCUAGGCUUUACAAGUGGCGGUUACAGUGAAAAUUGUUUUGAGGAAGUCCCCAUGAAGGAGAUCAACAUCACCCUGCACGUGAAGGAGGGGUCGGAGCGGGCCGACCCGCGGCAGUUUGAACUGCGCAAGGUCCUGGGACAGGGCUCCUUCGGCAAGGUAUUUUUGGUGAGAAAGAUCACAGGACCAGAUGCAGGCCAGUUGUAUGCCAUGAAGGUUCUGAAGAAGGCCACGCUUAAAGUGCGGGACAGAGUGAGAACUAAGAUGGAGAGAGACAUCUUGGUGGAGGUCAACCACCCCUUCAUCGUCAAGCUGCACUAUGCGUUCCAGACCGAGGGGAAGCUGUACCUGAUCCUGGACUUCCUGCGCGGAGGAGAUCUGUUCACAAGGCUCUCCAAGGAGGUGAUGUUCACUGAAGAGGACGUCAAGUUCUACCUGGCGGAGUUGGCCCUGGCGCUGGACCAUCUGCACGGUCUGGGAAUCAUUUACAGAGACCUGAAGCCCGAGAACAUCUUGUUAGAUGAAGAAGGACACAUCAAACUCACAGACUUUGGCCUGAGCAAGGAGGCCGUGGACCAUGAGAACAAGGCGUACUCGUUCUGCGGGACGGUGGAGUACAUGGCCCCUGAGGUGGUCAACAGGAGAGGACACACGCACAGCGCUGAUUGGUGGUCCUACGGCGUGCUCAUGUUUGAGAUGCUGACAGGGACUCUCCCCUUCCAGGGGAAGGACAGGAAGGAGACCAUGACCAUGAUCCUAAAGGCUAAGUUGGGGAUGCCACAGUUCUUGAGUUCAGAAGCCCAGAGUCUCCUCAGGAACCUGUUCAAGCGGAACCCGGCUAACAGGCUAGGAGCGGGACCAGAUGGUGUGGAGGAGAUUAAAAGACAUCAUUUCUAUAACACCAUUGACUGGAAUAAGCUCUUCCGCAGGGAGAUCCCUCCUCCUUUCAAACCCGCCUCAGGCCGUCCCGAUGACACCUUCUACUUCGACCCAGAGUUCACCGCCAAGACCCCAAGAGAUUCUCCAGGAGUGCCUCCCAGUGCUAACGCCCAUCAGCUCUUCAGAGGCUUCAGUUUUGUUGCGAUAACGGAGGAAGAAACUCAACCAUUACCAAAUGUCAUAGUAAAGCAGCUGCACAGAAGCACGUCUCAGUUCUCGGACGCGUAUGACAUCAAGGAGGACAUCGGCGUGGGGUCGUACUCCAUCUGCAAGCGCUGUUUGCACAAAGGCACCGGCAUGGAGUACGCGGUCAAGAUCAUUAGCAAGGCCAAGAGGGACCCCACGGAGGAGGUGGAGAUCCUGCUGAGAUACGGCCAGCACCCUAACAUCAUCACCCUCAAAGACGUGAGUCCCGCCGGGCGCUCCGUCUACCUGGUCUCUGAGCUGAUGAAGGGCGGCGAGCUGCUGGACAAGAUCCUGCGGCAGAAGUUCUUCUCGGAGAGAGAGGCGAGCGCCGUGCUGUACACCGUCACCAAGACCCUGGAGUACCUCCACGUCCAGGGGGUGGUCCACAGAGACCUGAAGCCCAGUAACAUCCUGUACGUGGACGAGAGCGGGAACGCCGAGUCCAUACGCGUCUGUGACUUUGGCUUCGCCAAGCAGCUCCGCGCCGAGAACGGCCUUCUGAUGACGCCCUGCUACACCGCCAACUUCGUAGCCCCCGAGGUGUUGAAGAAGCAGGGAUAUGAUGCGGCCUGCGACAUUUGGAGCCUUGGAGUCCUGCUGUACACCAUGCUCACAGGGUUCACUCCUUUGCGAACGGCCCAGAAAGACACCCCCGAGGAGAUCCUGGCUCGGAUAGGCAGUGGGAAAUUCUCCCUGAGUGGAGGGUACUGGAACUCUGUCUCCACUGAGGCCAAGGACCUGGUGUCCAAGAUGCUCCAUGUGGACCCCAGCCAGCGGCUGACAGCAGGACAGGUGCUCCGGCCAUGGGUGAUACACCGCGAACAGCUGCCAAAGUACACCCUCAACCGACAGGACGCCCCACACCUGGUCAAGCUGUUUCUGUGUGUUUACUCCAGGGGCGCCAUGGCCGCCACCUACUCGGCCCUCAACAGGAACGUGUCCACGGUCCUGGAGCCGGUGGGCUGCUCCACCCUGGCCCAGCGGAGGGGCCUGAAGAAGCUCACCUCGACCGCUCUGUGACCUCAUCACCCCCCCCCCCCCCCCCCCCUUACCCGCCGCCGCCGCCGCCUCCAUUCCUGAGCACCCCCACUCUGACCUCGAUCUGAGCUCCCGUCGGACCCGGCAGGUCUCAGGACAGACUACUGAUGGACCUAGCAACCUUUGACGCCAAAAAGAUAACGAAUCAAAACAGCCUCUCUGUCUCCCUCCCCUCUCUCUCCCCCUCCCACUCCCCCUCUCUCUCUCUCCCGGGGCCCGGACCGCCGUGGGCCAUUCCGAAAAAAAUAUUUUGUCUUACUGUAGCCUUGUUAGAAUCCAUGCUAGCCCUCUGCGUUCCAGAACAGACAGCUGGGCCGGAGAGGUGAGCGAUCAAAUAGCUACCGACAUGAGCGCAUUAGCAAAUGGCUGAAAGGAGCUAAAAGUUAGCGGCUAGCUGAGAGGAGCUCAUUUGUAGCUUACUGGAAGGAGCUAUUAGCAGCUAGCUGAAAGGAGCUAGUUAGCAGCUAGCUGUAAAGAGACAGUUAUUAGCUGACUGAAAGGAGCUAUUAGCAGCUAAAAGCUGAAAGGGAAAAUAAAUCCUUUCCGUCUCUUAACUAGCGUGGUGUCUUCUCAGUCCCUGUUUCGGACAAUCAAGCCUUGCCUUCUUGAAACCAGAGACUCUUAAGGUCAGGACAAACCAAGACAACAUCAAACGUGCUGUAUUUAUUCCCAAAUAUUGAGGAACAUUAUACAAUAGCGUAUCAUUAAUCUCAUGUAUGCAUUUCAAAGACCUACAAUCAAUGUUAUUAUACCUAUGUAUUGUACUGAGGAGUUAUAUCAUGCAUUUAAAAGCCUCAAGCAGCCUCUGGUGGUGACCCUGUCAGCAUAUAGAGUCAGAGCAAGUGUAUUGAAGUCAGCCCCUGAACCCUCAUUGGCUGAUUGAAUAGGCCUCGCUAUUCGCUGCGUUCAUUUGCACCGUGGAAACUUGGAAAGUGCAACUUGGCAAUUCGGCUUAACAAAAAUAUCGCUCACCCUCCUUGCAUCGUUGCUCCCAAGCUCUCGGCCUUUCUGCUGUUAAGCUAGUUGCAAAUCAGAGGGUUGGUGUACCCAACCCUGUGAGGGAAGGUUAGGCGUCAAAUUGAUAAAUGAGCCAAAAAGAUGCAUGAAAUUGGCCCAGCCGACAU